GCAGGCCUAGGUCGCUUUGUGUUUACCCUUCUUACCGUUAGACGACAAACAUGCCGACAGUCGCUGUAGACAAGGAGGAGCUUUGGGAACGUCUUGGCAACAAGUAUGCUCCCGAUGAAUUCGAUCGCCUGCUCUUCGACUUCGGUCUCGAACUUGACGAGGACACCACCGAGGAAGUAGAAGCUUCGAGGAAGCAGGGCUUGCCCGCGGGACGUCCGCAACUUAAAAUCGAAGUUCCUGCCAACAGAUACGACUUGUUGUGCAUUGAAGGUAUUGCCCGCGCACUCCGCGUUUUCCUGGGCAAGGAUCGCCCGCCAACGUACAAACUCGUCUACCCACCCGGUGGCGAGGAUGCUCUCAUUACUGCAACAAUCACACCUGAGACGAAGCGAAUAAGACAGUUCUUUGGUUGUGCCAUUCUGCGCAACAUCAAGCUCACAGAGCAUUCUUACGAGUCCUUCAUUGACCUUCAAGAUAAGCUCCAUCAGAAUAUAUGUAGACGUCGGCAGUUUGUUGCCAUCGGUACCCACGACCUCGACACCUUGAAACCACCUUUCAGCUACGAGGCUCUGCCACCAAAAGACAUCAAGUUCGUUCCCCUGUCGAAGACGAAAGCAUACACUGCAGAGGAGCUUAUGACAGUAUAUGAGUCAGAAAAACACCUCGCGCGGUAUCUUCCUAUCAUUAAGGAUUCCCCAGUAUACCCGAUCAUCUAUGAUUCGACUCGCACUGUCGCCUCGAUGCCUCCAAUCAUUAACAGCGAACACAGUAAAAUUACGCUCAACACUCGCAACGUCUUCAUCGAUAUCACUGGUACCGACGAGACGAAGCUGAACAUUGUACUCAAUAUUAUGGUUGCCAUGUUCUCAGAGUAUUGCGAGAAACCUUUCACCAUAGAACCUUGCAAGGUCAUAUAUCCAGACGGCACCAAACGCGUUUACCCUGAUCUUACAUAUCGUACUAUGACCGCCCACGCAUCAUAUGUCAACUCGUGCGCGGGACUGUCUGUAAACUCGACGGAGCUUGCCAGCCUGCUCGAGCGCAUGACACUCUCUGCUGUGCAGGACACAGCAGAUCCUGAUAAGGUUGCCGUGCAAGUCCCCCCGACACGUCCAGAUAUCCUGCACGAGUGCGAUUUGAUGGAGGAUGCUGCUAUUGCCUACGGUUUCAACAACCUUCCAGACACCUUCCCACCAACAAGCACCGUCGGACAGCCGCUCGAGAUCAGCAAACUGAGUGACAUCGUUCGCAAGGAGUGGGCCAUGGCAGGGUUUGUCGAAGUGCUUCCUCUCAUCCUUUGCUCACACGAAGAGAACUUCGAGUGGCUCAACCGCAAGGACACCGGUGACAUCGCUGUCCGCAUUGCGAAUCCGAAGACGCUUGAGUUCCAGGUCGUGCGGACCUCUCUUCUCCAGGGUCUCCUGAAGACCGUUAGGGAGAACCGUUCACAUACACUGCCGAUCCGAGUAUUCGAGUCUACCGAUGUUGUUUUCAAGGACAGCAAGCGUGAGCGCCAGGCGAGAAAUAUUCGACACGCCGCCGCAGUAUGGUGCAACAAGACGGCCGGCUUCGAGGUCGUGCACGGCCUGCUUGAUCGUGCAAUGCAGAUGCUUGACGUUCCGCACAUUGUUAGUACGGAUAAGAAUGCGCCAACGGGAUACUAUAUCAGGGAGCGAGAAGAUCCUACCUUCUUCCCGGGACGUGCGGCGACCAUCUACUACCGCCGCCCGCGCCAGCACGACCGUUCCGCUCUCGAUGUUCUCAAGGAGGCAUUCACACACCCAGACGACGAGGAAAUCGGCGUUCUCGGAAUUCUGCAUCCAACCGUUCUCGAGAAAUUUGAGAUCUCGUACCCCUGUUCUGUGGUAGAGUUCAACCUAGAGCCGUUCGCGAAGGUCACGCAUAAUAUCUGGUCGAACAAGGAGUGAUCGCCUUAGAGAACAGAGUAAUGUGCGGAAAAGCUGUAGCCAUAUAUACUAUCUCCAUGUGCAAAGAUUCCGCUCCAUCUGACUGAGGACGCAUGCAGCAGUGAAUGCGGUCUUCAACAUAUCGUAUCAGGGUUUCUUUUGAAGCAGCGCAAGAGCGUGCUGACCGCCACAGGAGCCCAUGACUGCCCUCCAACUGCCUUCCUUCCUCACAAUUGCUGUAGGGGUCUUCAGCAUCUCUUCGUCUCCAGCGCCGAGCUCACUCUGCGAGCCUUCUCCCCACAUGUAAAGCGCCCCACUUUGUGUGAUGGUCAUGCUGGUUCUAGUGCCAGCGCUGAUCUGCACGACUGGGUCGUCCUCGGGGUCGUCGGGAAGCGUGACGGGUGCGGGCUUGUCCAAGAAGUCGGGGAACGUUCUCUCACGGAACGCCUCGUCGUCGUCGGCCAGGCCGAGCUGUCCACCGAUGGACAAUCCACACGCAAAGACCCGUCCGCGAGACGUGAGGAAGAGCGUAUGAUCGUCGCCUCCCGAGAUCUGGACAACGCUCUCAUCGUCCCCAAGCUCUGCGGAGCUGAGUCCAACGACCUUCUGCGGGGUGUGCACCUCGCGGUCAUCACCCGCUCUGAGCCCAGUGCCGGUCUGGCCAGUGUAAUUCGCGCCCCAGCCCCACACGGCGCCGUCGGUGUCGACGGCAAAAGACGUGUAGCUGCCAGCGCCGACGCACACGGCCCUGUUCGCGCGCGUGCCGACUACGAUGCGCUCGGGCGUCGUCGCGGUCAGCUUAUGGCGCGUGAGCACUUUGCGCCCAAGCUGUCCACGUUCGCCCGUCCCCCACGUGUAGAUGUUUCCGUGUGUCGUAAGGACGACGACGUGAUCGUUGCCCGCCAUGACGUCGACGAAUCGCUCGGCUUCGCCGGGCUUGGACAUCAGGUUAACCACCGGGAUGGGCUGGUACUGGUGCUUCUGCGUCCCGGAGAAGCCAAGGAGGCCCUCCAUAGCCUAUCCAAGCUAUCAGCUCGCCAUUGUCAGACGUGC
Molecule: messenger RNA, 2960 nt
Organism: Phanerochaete carnosa HHB-10118-sp
Lineage: Eukaryota; Fungi; Basidiomycota; Agaricomycetes; Polyporales; Phanerochaetaceae
Exons: 10
Coding region: 51-1928 (625 amino acids)
Biological process (GO): phenylalanyl-tRNA aminoacylation
Cellular component (GO): phenylalanine-tRNA ligase complex; cytoplasm
Molecular function (GO): magnesium ion binding; RNA binding; phenylalanine-tRNA ligase activity
Source: RefSeq, a predicted model, not a curated record